AUGUCCGACUCCUACAGAAAAGACUUUUCCGACAAAGCCGCCGAAAAGAUCAAGCCAGAGAGCGAAAAAACCACUUUCGAACAAGGUAAGGAGUUCGUCACCGACAAGGCCGACCAGGCCGCUGCGCAUUUGCAACCAGAGAGCGAAAAGGGCGCUUUCCAAGGCGUCUCUGACUCUGCCCACAAGGGUAAGGAAGAUGCCACCGGCAAGUCGGUCAGCGAGUCUGCUGGCGAGUACGUGGACGCUGCCAAGGCCAAGUUGAACGACGCUGCUGAAUACGUCAGCAAGUCGUUGCACGGCGGCGAAAACUAA
Molecule: messenger RNA, 312 nt
Organism: Lachancea dasiensis
Lineage: Eukaryota; Fungi; Ascomycota; Saccharomycetes; Saccharomycetales; Saccharomycetaceae
Source: the annotation of a GenBank genome assembly